AUGAAAGUUAACCCAUAACCAUUAGAAGAGCGCUCUCUUUUAGUGAAUAAUAGAGGAGAUAAUAGAUCAAGUUUAGCUUCUGGUCUUAGAGGGAGAACCAUGAGAAGAACUGAUGCUCAAAGAUGCCAAAAUAUUCUUAAGACCAUUGUUGAAGGGAAGGUUGCAAUUAUUGUUAUGUCUCUCGUAACAGUAUAUGCUCUCAUCGGAGAUGAUAUUAGAGUAUGGGCUACGACAAAAGAAGCAGAUCCUUUUUUCUAAAGUGCAUUGAUUGUCUCAUUUGCACUAUUUACUAUAGAGAUUUUGAUAAACUCUGUAGUUGCAGAAGAUUUCAAGUAUUCCUUCUUCUUUUGGCUUGACAUUAUUGCGACAUUGAGUUUAAUUGCUGACAUCAAUUGGAUUUUGGAUAAAAUUGGAAUAUUGCUUGGAUCAACUCCAUCUUAUGAAGCAGUCGAUGUUGAACCUGGAGUUAUGAAAGUAGAGUCAAAUGCCUCAAGCAGAAUAUAAAAAGUUGUAAAAUCAGUAAGACUUAUCAGACUCAUUCGUAUCAUCAAACUUUACAAAUAUAUUGUCCAGUCAAAAAAGGAUGAGGAGGGAUCUUAGCCUAAAAAGAAGAAAGUAACUUACGAAACUACAACAAACGAAGAGGAAAAUGAGUAAUCCCUAUUCAAGAAAGAAACCGAUCCUAGUAAGCUUGGAAAGGCACUAUCUGAUACAAUUACAAGAAGAGUUAUUAUCGGAGUCUUGCUUAUGCUUAUGGUCUUGCCUUUACUAUCAUAUUCAGAAAAUGAUUUUUCUUCCGAAUAUGGUCUUCGAGAAAUAUUUUGGUUUGGAAGAUCUUAGUGUUCAAAAGCAAAUGGAGAUUUUUACUGUGAAAAUGGUAAUUGGGUGACAUAAGAAGGAUGGUUUGAGCUAUUAAGACAAUAUACUAACAGCAGUUUCGCAAAUGAAGGUGAUGAUCAAACGAAAGAGUUGCUGUGGCUUUAUGUUCCUGACUAUAAUAAGGAUGGAAGAAUGGGCUCAAUUGCAUAUGUCCCGAGUCAAGGGACUAAUUCAUCAGUAAAUCCUAUUUGGAAAUAAACUGAUGCAUGCUCAGGUUUUCAAGUAUCAGAUGAUUGUCCUUACAGAUAUGAAGAAAUGGAUCUGAUUUCCUUUAUACCUCAGCAAUGUAUAGACUUUGAAAUCAAAGGAUGUGAUCAGCUGGUUUCAUAUGCAAGAUUUAAUAAGAGAUAUGAAAAGAUUUAAGAAGCUAUUCUAUAAUUUUCGACAACUCUAUUCACCUGCUUUGUACUAACAAUUGCAUCAUUAACUUUUACUAAUGACACUUAAUAGAUAGUCAUUAAACCUAUCCAAAAGAUUGUAGAGAUUAUCCAAAGAUUAGCUGAAAAUCCAUUGAAAAAACCAUCUCCACCUAAGAAAGACGAUGAGGAUGAGAAAAAAAGUUAAAUGAAAACAUAAAUGCUAGAAUUAACUAUAUUCAAGAUAUCAACAUUGCUACAAAGAGGAUUUGGUGAGUUAGGAGCAAGAGUAGUAGCUAAAACAUUUACUAAUACGGAGGAUUAUAUGGAUCUGAUGGUUCCUGGGAAAAAGAUUAACUUGGUAUUUAGUGUAUUCAGAAUAAGAUAAUUUACUGAGACAACUGAAUCUCUGCAAGAUGAAAUCAUCGUUUUCGUGAAUAAAAUAGUUAAAAUUGUUCAUGAGGUUGCUAAGAAAUGGGAUGGAGCACCAACUAAAAAUUAUGGCGACAAGUAUUUAUUAACUUGGAGACUUCCAAAUUUAAAGAAAAAUGAGCAGAUGUUAUCUGGAUAGAGAACUGUACCAAAUUUAGCAAUUAUUGAUGGAAACAAUGAUUAGCUGCUAUCUCCAAAUAAUCAAGCUGCAAAUCUUAACUAGGGACCAGGUGAUGUAUCUGUAAAUUUAAAUGGAACCAUGAGAAUGCCAGAUGAUGAGGGCCCUAAAGAUGAAGAAAUCAUUGAAAAGAGAAUGGAGAUUGCUGAUAAAGCCCUAAUUUCAGCUGUAAAAAUUGCAGUUGAAUUGAGAAGAGCUCAAGAUUUGCAAGCAUACUCAAGGCAUCCGAAGAUUGCUCCUAAGUUUGGAUCAAAUUAUAGGACUAAGGUUACAUUUGGACUUCAUGUAGGAUGGGCUGUAGAGGGAGCUAUCGGUACUGAACAAAAAAUAGAUGCAUUAUUCCUUUCUCCUCAUAGUUAAAUUGCCUUAAAGAUUGAAGAUAUGUGUAGCAUUUAUGAGACUACAAUUCUUCUUAGUGAAGAUCUGCAAUAACUUAUCAGUGAUAAGGGUAAGAAUUCAUUGAGACUUGUAGAUUUUGUUGUAAUGAGCGAAAGAAAAACAGAGCCUAAGGAAAUCUAUACUUUUGACUUGAAUUACACUGAAGCAAUUGAUUCACUAUCUAACUAGCAAGAAGGAUAUGAGCUUGGGGGAUUAGUAAAGCAUUAAGAAUUCGAAACAUUUGAUAUUUCCAAAGAAGAGGGUGUAUCAUACAUGUUUUAAAUUGAUCAUGAUUUCUUAUCUUUCAAGAAGAGUAAGAAGCCAUAACUUGAGGAAGAAUAUAGGAAAGCUUACCGUUUCUAUCUUGAUAAAUAAUGGAGUGAUGCCUAUCAAUGUCUUAACACAUGCUUGGAAAUAUCUCCAGAAGAUGGACCCAGUCAGGCGAUGAGUGAUUAUAUUGAAAAGCAUAAAAAUUUUGCUCCAGAGAAUUGGCCUGGCUAUAGAGAUGUGGAUGAAAAGGAAGCAGCACCAUCAUUAGACUUUAUCAAGGCUGGCUUUGAUGAUGAAAUGAUGGACGAGGGAGAAGAAGAACUUGAUGAUGACGCCUCCUCUUGA
Molecule: messenger RNA, 2838 nt
Organism: Stylonychia lemnae
Lineage: Eukaryota; Ciliophora; Spirotrichea; Sporadotrichida; Oxytrichidae
Source: the annotation of a GenBank genome assembly